GAGCGGAACCGGGGCCGUCACUUCCUGGCCCUGCAGCCGGUGGCAGCGAGCCGAGAGCCGGGGCCGGGGGCGGCGGGGCCCGCAGCCUGCCCGGCGCCCGCCAUCAACAUGCCCUUUGAUUUCAGGAGGUUUGACAUCUACAGGAAGGUGCCAAAAGACCUUACACAGCCAACCUACACAGGGGCUAUUAUCUCUGUCUGCUGCUGUCUCUUCAUACUGUUUCUCUUCCUGUCUGAGCUCACUGGAUUCAUAGCCACUGAAAUAGUUAAUGAGCUCUAUGUGGAUGACCCAGACAAAGACAGUGGAGGUAAAAUAGAAGUGAAUCUGAACAUCAGUUUACCAAACCUGCAUUGUGAAUUAGUUGGACUAGACAUCCAAGAUGAAAUGGGAAGGCACGAAGUGGGUCAUAUUGACAACUCAAUGAAGAUACCUCUCCAUAAUGGAGAUGGCUGCAGGUUUGAGGGCCAUUUCAGCAUCAACAAGGUCCCUGGUAACUUUCAUGUAUCAACACACAGUGCCACUGCGCAGCCUCAGAACCCUGACAUGACUCAUGUCAUCCACAAGCUCUCAUUUGGGGACAAGUUACAGGUCCAUAACGUUCAUGGAGCAUUCAAUGCCUUGGAGGGAGCAGACAAACUCAGCUCAAAUCCUCUUGCAUCUCAUGACUACAUACUGAAGAUAGUCCCCACGGUGUACGAAGACAUCAGUGGCAAGCAGCGGUACUCAUACCAAUACACUGUAGCAAAUAAGGAGUACGUAGCCUACAGUCACACCGGCCGCAUCAUCCCAGCCAUUUGGUUUCGUUACGAUUUGAGCCCCAUCACAGUGAAAUACACAGAGAGAAGGCAGCCUUUGUACAGGUUUAUCACAUCGAUAUGUGCCAUCAUUGGAGGAACAUUUACUGUAGCUGGAAUCCUUGACUCCUGCAUUUUCACAGCAUCAGAGGCCUGGAAGAAGAUCCAGCUGGGGAAAAUGCAGUAACAGUGAAACUCUACCCUAGUCUCCAAGGCAGGAGCAAAGAUUGAGAAAUCUACCACUACCUGUUUUUGUCUUUAUUUUCUAUUUGAUUGAAUCAGUAAGUUCUUCUCUAAUCGGGCUGUUCAGUGAAGAUGUCUUCAACAAAUCAAAGAAAUCUCCAGGCAUUUUGGAGCUCUGAAAAAUCAAUGGAAAUCAGGGCAUAGAUUUCAGUUCUCUCCACCCAGAGAGAGAGGUUUAAAUGCCAUAUAUGAAAUCCACUGUCAGAUCUAAGUAAGGAUGGCAGUCUGUUCUCUGAAAGGUUCCUAUGGCAGUACACAAACUUAAUAGAUUGCAAAAAGUUGAGCUGUCUUGUGGCACUCUUUGGAAUUCUGUUGUAUUUGCAUGGUUAGACAAUCGAACUUUUGUAUAAGGUAAAAAUAUACAUUAGGAAGAAAUUCCACCUAUGGUGCCAAAAAGGUGAUGUAUCUGUUGGUGAGGAGUGGAAAGUGUUAGUGUCCCCACAGCAAACUUUAGAGAGGGGCAGAAGUAACAUCAGGAAAUGCUUGUUCUUUUAUUGAAAGCUCUUCUGUUCAGAUGUGACCUUUGUAAUGAAAUGAGCAUACGAGAAGAGAAAGCCUUCCCCCAGCUACCUUUUCCUGGGUAAUGUAUGACCCAGGCAGUGGAGGGCCUUUCUUUUACCCUGGAUGUAAAAGUAAUUUAAUUUCCUCCCAGAAACUGAAUAUCCAGUCUUGUGUUUACAGGUGGCAUGAAGUAAAAACCAAACUGAGCAACACGGUUUUAUGUGGCCUUUGCUUUGAAAGGGAAUAGUUGUCUUUACAGCAUUAGCUUUUAUUCUUUAUUAUGUUUUUUAAAUACGGACCACCCAACAGUCUGGAUUCUGCUUUAUUAUUGUUACUGGGGGUUUUUUGAAAAGGGGUUGUAUAUUCUAUGUGUUCAGAAAAAUGGUGCAGUCUUCUGGGUGGAUGAUGAGCACAAAUACUGUCUUGCUUUGUGUGUGUAUAUUGAAUACACCUGUCAAACACAGGAAAUCUGUCUUUUCAGGAUUGAAGGUGCCUCCCUCUUCCUUUAAAAUUCAGUCAGGCAUCUUUUCUGAGCCCUAGACUGACACUGUUCACCCACAGGUACAGCAGGAGCAGGACAGGCAUUCCUACAAGCUGGUCCCUGCCAGUAGUUGUUUUGUUUUAUUCCUUAAAGUGGCACCUGACCUUCCAUGCCCAUUGAUUCAAGCCUUGUCUUCUGGGAUCUCCAAUAAAUGGAGGCGUGAGGGGAAAACUGCUGCCAGGGGUGGCUUGCAUGGAACAGUAGACAUGAGUUCACUAAAAUUAGACCCAAACCCACCAGUGCAUUUUCCAUAGCCUCCUAAAGAUCCUUGAGUAGUAACUCUCUGCAUGCUUCAUGAAUGAGUUGAGAAAAGACAAAUUUUAAGUGUUCCAGGAUAGAUAAAAAUUGUAAAACAAAAAUCUUUAAAUCAGUGCUGUAAAUUCCGAGACAGGUGCAGGAUUUCUCCUGCUCAGUAUCUGCUGCCCACUGCCCUUUCCUGGAGGCAAAAGAUCCAAACAUUAUGCUGUAAUCUUUGAAUAUUCAGUGUUAAUGCUAGAGUCAAAUGCAUUUCAAAGUAUUCCUAAUAUGUGUCUGUUGAACUUGUCUUGUUGCUUUGGAAGUAGGGAAGGUAGCCAGUUUUAUCCACAUGCCAAAAAGAAGCAGCCAGCCAGCCAGCCUCCCCCUUGCUGUCCUCUGCCCUGUAGCAACUUGGGACAAAUUGGGAUUUUUCCCCUGUUCUUGUUAUGGACUGAUUGCUCUUACUUUAGGUGUAAACUGGAUUGUGUAACUUCCUGUAUCUGUUAAUGUAUGGAUAGAUUUUAUACUUUUUUUUUUUUUUUUCAUUUACAAAAAUCAAAUUGAAACUGAGGUGCUUGUUUUCAUUGUGGUGUUUGUGUCUCUCUGUGACAGAGUGGUACCCACUGGGUGCUGCUGGAUGCUCAGGGGGAGCUGGGAGUUUCCAUCGUGGUCGCUUCUCUUGCUGGCUGAAGGAUUUUCUCUAAUCCACUGUAGCCAGCUGAAGCUUACAGCAAAAGUGUCCUAGUUUUCCCUCUUGAAUUUGGUGAGCCUUUACUCACAGCUUAUCAACCCAGUGGAUUACAAGGAUGUAAUUUUCAGUAUCCUAGCAGUGCAUCCUUCUCUUGAGCCCUGGUGGCACAGGGGAUUGCACUGUUAGUUUUCUGAAAUUUCUCUCCUGGAACAAUUUCACAAACAAUCAAAGCUGGCUGCAUCUUCCCUCUGUCCCCUGACACGUUAUUUCUGCCCUUCUCCCCAUCCUCUGUCUGAAUGCUUCUGAGCAGCCCAGACCAGUUCUCUAAACCAGACCAGUUAAAUUCUUUGGCUGUUUUUGGAAAUAACAGGUGCAUACUUCAGUGUGCCUACUUCCUCUGCCAAAAUGUCUAUUGCAAUAACCUAAUAAAUCACUUUUUUUUUCUUGCUAGAUGUGGAAACCAAAUUGUACUCAAGUUCUGGCAAAACUCCACUGAGGAAACAGUCUGCACCUUAGUUCUCCAAGCCAGGUCUAAGCCUUUUGAGUGCUGGCAAGCCAAGGCUGCCUUCUGGGUCCACUCUAAGUUGUGGAGAGCUUGUCCUUCAGACAUGGCUGGUUUGGGUCAUUUAAUGAUGCUGCAUCAUUUGUUUACAGAAGAAUUGACUCUUCAUCUCUCUAAUGUGAAAGGGUGGGAGUUACUGCCAGAGCAGUCCUGCCCUGUGUCUGCAUGUUGCAUUAGAUUUCACUUUUAUUUUCAAACACUUUCUAGAGACAAAAGGAGCUUAGUUAUGUUGCAGUGCAACAGAUGCAAACAAAAACCAAUCAAUGCAAACAAAAACAAUUCCAAGUCCUAGUGGAAGGAAAAACAUUGAUCAUAAUUGUUCACCUAUAUUCCUACCUUUGCUCUUUCCAGUCAGUAUUUUGACAGAAUUAUUUGUGUUUUUACAGCCUUGUUUUGUUCAAAAUAUUUGAACUUGUACAUAUUCCAGGCUAAAUAAGUCCUUUCACAGCUACAUCCCACCAUAUGGUGAGCUCUUUGAGAUGUAGGAUGCUUUGCAGUGGUGGAGUUAAAAUUUUUAGCUGUACAGAAAGCUGUGCAUAGGUAUAUUCUAGGCAGUGCUGAAAGGUUAAAAGACUAAGACUGUUCUUCUAAGGCUGCUGAAGAUUAUUUUUUAAAGAAUAAAAUGGAAAUGGGGUAAGAAAAAAAAAUUAAGGAUGUGUUUGUGAAUGUUUCAUCUGGUUUAUCAAGCACUUGCAUUUAGCUACUGCUCUGUGAAGAGUGACUUCUGCAGUGUAGGCUGUCAUGUCUGUAGUUAAUUUCUGAAUAUUUCUCAUUUAAAGUUUAUUUGUGUGAUGUACAAAGUGUUUGGGCUGAAAGUGAGUGUGAUGAGUAUCUGCUUUAGCAUAGUCAUUUGAAGUUUCAGGUGAAAUAUGUGACUGGGGUAUUUCUCCAUCAUCCUUGGAAAAAGGGAGAGAGGGACAGGGGAAGGGAGGGACAGGGGAAGGGAGGACAUAGUCCUGUAGUAUGUCCAUAGUCCUGUGUUUAAAGCACAAAUCUUUGCAUUUUUACAGUGGAGAUUAUUAAGGAGUUCUGGCAAUUCUCUUAAUUUGCAACCUUAUGUUAAUUAAAUAUUAACCUUUUUAGUCUAUAAUUAAAAAUAAAACUUUUUGAUUGGC
Calypte anna (Anna's hummingbird) is the source of this 4684-nucleotide messenger RNA. RefSeq names its product endoplasmic reticulum-golgi intermediate compartment 1 (gene ERGIC1). Gene Ontology annotation, biological process: endoplasmic reticulum to Golgi vesicle-mediated transport; retrograde vesicle-mediated transport, Golgi to endoplasmic reticulum. The coding region runs from base 109 to 981 and encodes 290 amino acids. Gene Ontology annotation, cellular component: COPII-coated ER to Golgi transport vesicle; endoplasmic reticulum; Golgi membrane. The transcript is spliced from 10 exons. Lineage: Eukaryota; Metazoa; Chordata; Aves; Apodiformes; Trochilidae. The record is from RefSeq and is a predicted model, not a curated record.